This is a messenger RNA of Mobula hypostoma (lesser devil ray), 1614 nucleotides long. RefSeq names its product aldo-keto reductase family 1 member D1-like. The record is from RefSeq and is a predicted model, not a curated record. Gene Ontology annotation, biological process: bile acid biosynthetic process. Gene Ontology annotation, molecular function: aldose reductase (NADPH) activity; Delta4-3-oxosteroid 5beta-reductase activity. The coding region runs from base 102 to 1160 and encodes 352 amino acids. The transcript is spliced from 10 exons. Lineage: Eukaryota; Metazoa; Chordata; Chondrichthyes; Myliobatiformes; Myliobatidae. Gene Ontology annotation, cellular component: cytosol.
GGACCUUGCACCCUGAAGUCUCUCAGCUUCAAUCUAACCAGCAGCCCAGCUCUUUUCCUACGCUUCCUCGGUAAAUAGUGCAUCUUUCCAGGCUUCCAUCGAUGCAGUGUGCUUUUGUCAGCUCUUUGAGUCCAGAUCAACAUUCAGUUGCAGGAAUGUCAUCAGCAAAGUUCAUGAGCUUGAAUCCAACAGCACAGAAUCACCGAAUACCUUUAAAUGAUGGACACAGCAUUCCCCUUAUUGGACUGGGAACCUUCUCCAACUCCAAAACAACUCCCAAGGGUUUUUGUUAUAAUUCAGUCAAAUUAGCAAUCGAUGUAGGUUACCGGCACUUCGACGGAGCAUUGAUCUAUGGCAAUGAAGAUGAGGUUGGAAGGGCCGUUCAGGAAAAGAUCACUGAUGGGACAGUCAACCGUGACGACAUCUAUUACUGUGGAAAGCUUUGGAGCACAUUCCAUCCCCCAGAGUUGGUAAGGCCUGCCCUGGAAAAGUCUCUUAGACUCCUGAAGUUUGAUUACAUUGACCUGUACAUUAUUGAGCUGCCGCUAACCUUUAAGCCUGGGGAUGUGAUUUAUCCACAAGAUGAAAAUGGGAAGUAUUUGUAUCACCAGACAGACCUGUGCGCCACCUGGGAGGCUCUGGAAGCAUGUAAGGAUGCCGGCCUGGUCAAGUCGAUUGGUGUGUCCAACUUCAAUCGCAGGCAGCUGGAGCAGAUUCUGCACAAGAAGGGCCUGAAAUACAAGCCAGCAGUUAAUCAGGUCGAAUGUCACCCAUACUUCACGCAGCCCAAGUUGAGGGAAUUCUGUAACCUCCACGGCAUCGUCAUCGUGGGAUACAGCCCUCUGGGCACCUGCCGUGACCCCGUAUGGGUGAACCUGAAGAUUCCCCCCUUGUUGGAAGAUUCUGUCCUCAAUGCUGUGGCAACUACGUACAAGAAAACCACUGCACAGGUGGCCUUGCGUUACCAGAUCCAACGCAAAAUUGUUGUCAUCCCAAAAAGUUUUAACCCGGAGCGCAUCAAGCAGAAUUUUGAGAUUUUUGACUUUUCUUUAACGGAUGAAGAGAUGAAAGCCAUUGAUGCACUCAACAAAAAUCAACGAUACGUGGAGCUUUUAAUGUGGAAGGAUCACCCAGAAUACCCCUUCGAUGAUGACUAUUAAACUGGAGAGUCUGCUGGAAGUGUUGCAACAAUGCAGAAGGGAAACUGUGGUGCUGAAUCGAGCAAAAUGAAAUUAAUUUGGCAGUACAUAUGUACCACAACACAUUAGUAAAUUUAGCAAAUGCAAAUAAGGACAAAGUUUCACAUUUUAGUGGUGCCUGAUCACAUUUCCCAGAAUUCAUGAGACACAAAGACUUGCCACAAGUAGUUAGCCCUUUCACACAGUAGUAGAUAUAACUGGAUAAAUUUGGUGCCUGAUCAGUAGUUGUGAUGCAUCAAAUCCCUGGGCUCUCUCUGCCCCUGUUUUGGGCCUUUGAGCAGGGCUGCUCUCAGCUUUACCACUGAGGAUGCUGUGGCUUGUCUACUGCACCUCAAAUGAGGGGUAAUCACUAUUCUACUGCAUGUAAUACAAUUUCUGAAAUGUAAUUAAUAAAAAAUAUAAAUUUCUAACUGCA